Molecule: messenger RNA, 2554 nt
Organism: Nematolebias whitei (Rio pearlfish)
Lineage: Eukaryota; Metazoa; Chordata; Actinopteri; Cyprinodontiformes; Rivulidae
Exons: 8
Coding region: 89-430 (113 amino acids)
Source: RefSeq, a predicted model, not a curated record
UACUAAAAUAGCAAAGGACCUCGACUGCAGGAGCAACGACAAACCAACGCUGCAAAGGAACAAGUCACAUCAGUUGAAUCAUUUGAAGAUGAUGCGAUCUCUGUUUCUGUGUCUGCUGCUACUGCUGCCAGCUGCCACCGCUUCUUCAUACGAUGAGGAAGGAUCGGGCAGCUUUGAGACAGACGAAGAAGAGGAGGAUAUCAUGAGGGAAGUCUCUUCACACAACACUAAUGUGAAUGCAGAUAAAACCACAGCUGAGGAUGAAUCAACAGGUCAGAUGACUCUUAUCAUCGUCGUCGUGGGUGCCACCGUGUUGACUCUUACCAUCGCAGCAAUAGCCACUGUAAUGAUAGUUAAACGGCAUCUGAGACUUCGGCAGCAAGCGAUUUACUCUGUGCCCACAGAGCAGAACCAGAAAGAGGCCAUCUAGUUCCUGGCAGCACAGCAGCUGUUUGCCUCGAAGCCAAGAGAGGCGCAAAGGUUCAGGCUAUGUGAUCUUCCACUCGGACUCAGGACAGUUAAAUUGAUUUGCACAACAGCCUGUUUCUCACUGCUCAUUCUGUUGCUCACUCCCACACACAAUGUCUUGGACGUGUCAUUGUAUGCAGUAAUGUCUUUCCUAUUUGCAGUUGCACUUUUAUAAAGAUCUUUUGUUGUUUUAUUUGUCUCGACCACAUGCACACAGUUUGGCCUUGGCUUUUUGGAACACAUUCAAACCUUCUAACUGGUUUCUAUUUGAAGAGUCCAAAUUAAAGACGGUGCACAUGGCUUAAGGCUUCUUUAGUUAAAAUGGAUAAAUUAGCAUAGAUACAUUUAUUUUUUAUGGCCUGCAGGAUAUGUUUUGGACCAGCCAUGCAGCUGUAUUUUCAUUUGAAUUUGGUGCAUGUGAAACAGACCUGUCUCUGAAAUGAUCGUUAAGUGAGUCAAACCGUGCUAAUCCACACUAAGCCUGCGGAGCGCUCACUUAUUUUCCUAUUCACGUGUCUGACAUCCUCUGUUCCUGGCCCUAUGGGAGAACGACAGUAGGAGGCAGAGUUGGAAGAGGCAAUACCUUUACUCCAUCUUUUCAAUCGUUAUGAAAAAGAAACAAUACCAGCUGAGUACACCUUUCAAUCACCAUGAAUGUUCUCACUUCUCCCUCUUUCUCGUUUUUGGAAAAAGCACUGUUUACUUGUGCAUUUUGUAAAUGCCUUUAAAAACGCUGUGGAGUGUUAGAUUAAUGCUUUCCGCACAAGUAGCAGGAAGCUUGGUGGCCUGAUGGAGGUUGGUGGGAGGUGUUAAAUAAAGUGGAAUGAUUGGGAAAAUACCAACAGUGUCCUUUUCAUUCUGAGGGAGGACGGUAAUUUCAUUCAAAUGGCAUCCAUCAUGCAGUGUGCAGGAAAGCUAAAUAACUAAAACCAAAGGCCCUGUUUUUGUCAGAAAAUGUUUGAGGGGGGCUAAAUUGCGUUGAUGGCUUUUAGCAACAUGGAGUUAAACACCUGAUUUGUCAAAACAAGAUCUGGUUAAAUCUUCCUGAGGACAGAGCUGGGCUGCAAUCUAGCUAAGCUUAAGAGCAGAAAUGGAGCGGUCGUCUUUGUAUAAAAUUGUAGAAAAGCUAUUUGUCUUUACUGGGGUGCCAUCAAAAAAUAUGCUUCUAUAUUGGUACAAAACAAAUGAGUAUAUUACUGCUUGUGCUUUCUUUUACUGUUCAUAUCUGAGCACUGUGCCUGCAGCAUUUAUUUCUCAAAUGUGUAGCUUUGAUCAAAAAGCUUCUUAUAUGUUAGCAUUUCAAACAUACAAUAUGGCAUACACUGCAGUGCAAAACAUUUCAUUCAUGUUUUCUGCCUAAUCAUUGUGUUCAUUUACUGAUGCUUACUUCUAUGUGGAACUAUAAGUGCAGCAAGUCAACUCUUCAAUGCAUUUUCCUACUGUGGAAAGGAUCGUGCAACACUGCCUCUUUAUUACUGCCUCUUUAUUAUGACACUACCCACUUAAUGUAAAUGCAAGACAACUGAGCUUCCCCCACCCCUCUGAUGAUGUUAUCGAAGUAAAAGAAAUCCUGAUUUUGUAUUAAUGGCAUUGCUCAUUUAAUUUUUUUUAGCAACCCAUUAGAACCUGAGCUUUGGGUUUUCUGGUCAAGCUGUCCAUAAAAACCAUUUAUUUCUCAGCUUUUGACGCAUUUACAAACAAACUCUGCAAAGUUAUAAACGUCAGCUUUUAUUGUGAAUUACCAAUCUCUCAAUGUUGUUUUUUUUCCCCUAGUUAUUUAAUAGUUAAUCUGUAUUGAAAAUGUUAGUUUUUCAGUUUAAGGGUAAAGUUCUUGUGUGGAUGGGAGUCGUAUACAAAUGUAAAAUGUAUAUUUAGUGUUACUUUUACAGCAAUAAUGUUGAAUUUUAUGUCAGAUACUUGUAUUCAUAUAAGCACUUUUUAAUUCCAGACUUUUGUAUCUAUACCAAAGACAUCGAAUGGGGUUUCUUUCAUAAAUAAUUUUUUUUUGUAACUAAUACAUUCAUAUCUCACAAAACAAUCAUAACCUGUCUUUGUUUGCACCGCUGUCAUCACUUGUAUAUGUUCU